AUGAACGCUGCUGAGAACGUCGACCCCUCCGUCGAGGGUAUGGGCCACGCCCACCCUGCCUCCUUGGACGAAAAGAAGCCUUACCCGGCCCAAGACGAUGUGCCUGCCUCCCCCUCCCACAAAGACGGUGCUAUCGAGAUCGGGGAGGAUGAGGUCGCGGACGACCACCUACCCGACCCAUUCGUCCCUUUCGAUGACCUGCCGGAAGAGCGCAGCCGUGUGCUGACCGUCCGCGCCGUCAUCAUGGGCUGCAUUUGCGGUGCUCUCGUGAAUGCGUCAAACGUCUAUCUGGGUCUCAAGACUGGCUGGACCUUCUCCGCCAAUCUGUUUGGCGCCAUUCUCGGCUUUGCUGUCAUCAAGUUCUUCUCCGCAGCAUUUGCCGAGAACUUCCCUAUUUUGGGUGGUGGCUUCGGGCCCAAGGAGAACAACAUCAUCCAGACGGCCGCCACCGCGUCCGGAGGCCUGUCGAACGUCUUCGUCUCAGCCUACCCGGCCUUGUACCAGCUGGGCCUCAUGAGCGAGAAGCCGAGCACCGAUUUCUGGAAGAUUGUCUCGCUCACCGCCGUGGGUGGUUACUUUGGUUUCUUUUUCGGCACCCCUCUCCGCAAGUUCUUCGUCAUUCACGUCGCUCGAGAGCUCCGCCUCAUCUUUCCGACUGCCACCGCCACGGCCAUGACGAUCCGUUCGAUGCACCAGGCCGUGUCCGGCGAGGCCAUUGCCAAGAUGAAGACCAAGGCCCUGGCCUGGUCCUUCACCACCGCUUUGCUCCUGCGUGUCGUGUCGCAGUACGCUGUCGGCAUCCUGUGGGACUGGCACAUCUUUACCUGGUUCUUCAUCUGGGGCAACUACAACAAUCUCGCCAUCAACGUCGAAAACUGGGGCUGGCUAGUCGAGUUCACCCCUGCCUUCAUCGGUUCCGGCAUGCUCGUUGGCCUCAAUGUCGCCAUCUCCUUUUACGGCGGCAGCAUCCUCGCCUGGGGCAUCAUCGGUCCAGCCCUCGUCCACAACGGCGCCGCCUUUGGCGUUGCCGCGUCGGACGACCCCAAAUGGGAGGGUUACGCUUCCUUUGCUUCGCUCAGCCUGUCAGCCUCGAACAAGGACACGCCUAGCCCCCGCUACUGGCUCCUUUGGCCCGGCGUUCUAUGCAUGAUUGCCGUCUCCUUCACCGAGCUUGCUCUGCAGUGGCGUGUCUUCGUCUACGGCUUCCGCGCCAUUUCCCGUGGAUGCUGUGGUGCCAUAUACGCCAUGGGCCGCGCCGCCGGCAAAGAGCUUGGUUAUUUUGAAGAACGCUCAAAGCAAGAGCUUAAGGAUGUUGUUGAGGACCCCGCUCUGCCGAGCGAGCGCGUCAGGACCUGGAUGUGGCUCCCUGGCUUGAUCCUAGCCGUCAUUACGAGCUGCGUCGUCAUGGGCGUUGAGUUCGAUAUGCCCGUCGGCAUGUCCGUUCUCAGUGUGUUCCUCGCAUUCUUCUUCAGCUUCCUUGCCAUUCAGUGCACGGGUGUCACAGACAUCACCCCUCUUACCGCUGCCUCCAAGGCCUCUCAGAUCGUUCUCGGUGGCGCGACAAAGGGCGAGCAAUGGGGCGUCGCCCAUGCGCAAAAGCUGAACCUGCUGGGCGGUGCCCUCGCCAACAUGGGUGCCAACCAGUCAACCGACCUGACGGCCGAUUUCCGUGUGGGUUUCCUCCUCCGGACCCCGCCGAUCCAGCAGUGGAUUGCCCAGGGCCUGGGCACCAUCGUCGCCGUCUUCCUCGCUCCCGGCAUGUUCGUUCUGUUCGCGACCGCGUACCCUUGCAUCCUCGACACCGAGGCAGAGCACUGCGCCUUCUCCGCCCCCUCGGUGUCUGCUUGGCGCGCCGUCGCCAUCGCCGUCACCGAUCCGGACUUCCCCAUCCCGACGAGCUCCGGCAUUUUUGCCAUCUGCUUUGCGAUCCUGGGCGCUGCCAUGGUGCUCGUGAGACAUUUCCUUUGGGUUGGAAAGCUCGAGUGGGUGAGGGCGUACCACCCCAACAUGAUGUGCAUUUCUCUGGCCUUUGUCCUGCCUCAAACUGUCUACGGUCUCGCCAUGAUCAUGGGCGCCCUGCCCGCCUACAUUUGGGCCAAGCGGAACCCGGAGAGCUUCGACAUCUAUGGCUACGCGGUCGCUGCUGGCCUCAUCGCCGGCGAGGGCAUCGGUGGUGUCGUCAACGCCAUCUUCCAGAUUGCCGGCAUCUCGGGCGACUUUUACGGCAGCAACAUCGCUUGCCCUGGCGAUUUGUGUUAA
Molecule: messenger RNA, 2259 nt
Organism: Diplodia corticola
Lineage: Eukaryota; Fungi; Ascomycota; Dothideomycetes; Botryosphaeriales; Botryosphaeriaceae
Product: oligopeptide transporter
Exons: 5
Coding region: 1-2259 (752 amino acids)
Cellular component (GO): fungal-type vacuole membrane
Molecular function (GO): oligopeptide transmembrane transporter activity
Source: RefSeq, a predicted model, not a curated record